Molecule: messenger RNA, 213 nt
Organism: Prunus armeniaca (apricot)
Lineage: Eukaryota; Viridiplantae; Streptophyta; Magnoliopsida; Rosales; Rosaceae
Source: the annotation of a GenBank genome assembly
AUGAAAGUUUUGUUGUAUGACUCACGUUUGCGUCUCUUUCCAGGUAAAUUGAGAUCUAGAUGGCUGGGGCCAUUCAAGGUGCUUCAAGUUUUCCCUCAUGGAGCUGUUGAAAUUGAGAACCUAAGGAACGGGACAACUUUCAAGGUGAAUGGGCAGCGAUUGAAACAAUACUUGGAUGAUGUAGUGGAAACACAAGUUGUGGACUCCCUUUAG